AAAUAAAUAGUGCUCCGAUUAUGAGGGUGUUGCCGUGAUAUUUACCAAAUACGAAAAUGGUUUGCCUAAAGAGUGUUGUGUUCAAAUCGGAUCAAUAGCGGUCUACCAUCUAAAUUUCGUUUUGAGAAACUAUGCUCCAGGAAUUGUGCAUUUCAUAUCAUCGAAUCUCAACCAAAUUUCUAAGGCAACAGAUGAAACUAAUCAUGUCCAAACCCAGAUUAAAAUGGAUGAUGCUGAUGCUUCUCUCACUCAUUGCAUUCAGUUGGUGCCUAUUCUAUAGUUCCAAUAUGAACCGGGUAGACGUUCGAUAUUGCUAUAUGAAUACAUUUACUACCGUUCCUUCAAUUUCUUCACCAACACAUAACAAACCUGCCGAUGGACCACAUCUUUUAGAAGACGUGAUGCUAGUUGAACCAAAGCCCAACGCAAGUGGACGCAGUAUCAUAUUUCACGAAACCAGUUGCCCACACGAGAAACUGCGAAGUAGUGUCAAAUAUAUGGGCAACGCACCACUUAAUAUGAUGGAGUUAACAACGCGAGAAGCUUGUGCCAUCGAGUCGGCCGCAUUACACAAUCCGAGCUUUAGCGUUUUUGUAUUAUUCGCUAGUCCCGCUUACCGAGAUUACAAUAACACCCCACCAGUGAUAGAAGCAAUUCUCAGCUAUCCAAACGUACAUCUACGUAAUUUAAAUUUAUGGACUUAUGCAGCUGGUACUCCAAUGUACCAGUGGCUUAAAGAUGGAAAGCUCUUUAGUUCCAGUUAUGUGCUUUCACAUCUUUCCGACUUUCUGCGCUACCUAACAUUGUGGCGUUGGGGAGGAACUUAUCUCGAUAUGGAUGUUGUGGUUCUGCGUAGUCUCGAAAAAUUACCACCAAAUUAUACAGGCGCAGAGUCGAGUACAUUUCUUGCGGCAGGAGUGAUGAACUUUUCUCCCGAUGGCUUUGGCCACGAAAUCGCCGAGAAAUGCUUACUUGACUUUUUGUUAAAUUUCGACGGUGGAGAUUGGGGAAACAACGGGCCGGGCGUUAUAACACGCGUUAUGAAUGAUGUGUGCAAGACUAGUAACAUUGAGUUAAUGAUGGAACCAAAACGAUGUAUGGGCUUCCAUGUAAUGCCAAGGGAAGUAUUCUACGCAAUACCUUGGAAGAAAUGGGAAUAUUUCUUCGAAGCGCAGUACCUGACCGAGACACUAGAUUUGCUUCAACAUUCAUAUGUAGCUCAUGUGUGGAACAAACAUUCUAAGCAAAGGCGUAUAAAAGUGGGCGCCAAUGCCGCUUAUGGCAUAUUAGCUGAAAGGCAUUGCCCAAAAGUAUAUGCAGCAGCAGGGGAGUAUUUUUAAAAUAAAAGAACGUAAAUGGCAAUAGGAAUCCGGAUAAACGUCAUAGGUAUUUUAUUGCCGUAUUUAAAUUGGGGCAACUAAUCAGGAGUUAAGUGUAACUAAAAUAGUUGUUUAACUCAGAAGGAGGCAGCUUAGAAUGUACAACGCGUUCAAAUGUUAAGUUUUAUUGCUUAUGUUAUGUUAUUUUAUGUUUUCUGACGAAUGUUCUGUACAUAUAUAACUAUGAAGAGAUUUAACAGGUUUCAACCCCGACCAACAGGAAGUAUUCUCUUUGAAAACUCAUUACUGUAUUUUUUUUGUGGUAUUAAAAUUAAGCUAGUUUAUUUACACACCAGUUCUGCACAAACAAAAUUUAGCAAAUCCACUAAAGUAUAUAUUUUUUAUUCUUUAAACGAAUCUCAAUAAAUUAUUAACUUUUAAGUUACUCUUAAAAACCAAAGUGUACGUACAUAUGUAUAUACAAAAUUGUAUGAACUUUUGAUAUUGUUUUUACCUGUUAUUAAGCAAUCUCUGAACCACUAGGAUAUUAUAUAUAAUCCAUAUUAUUGAAGUCAUAGUGAUCAUUAAGUAGCAUUUACUUCAUCUUUCGCUUUCUUUUUUUUUUACCGAUAAUGCUCUGUAAAGUAGAAGUUUGUUUAGAAUAAAACAAAAAUGGUCAUACAAAAAUGUAGUUGAAAAAGCAAAAAUCCUUCCUAUUUCUGCUACGUGUGCGGUUCGAAAAUUAUUUUUAUACACAUAAUUUUGGAAGGAUCGAACUAAAUAGCGUAAAUGGGUAAUAACUAUGUGGAAUAUAAUAGAUUGCACCUGUAAGCCAAUAAUCAAAGUUUUACGAACAAAAUUGUUAUUUAAAAUAAAAC
This is a messenger RNA of Rhagoletis pomonella (apple maggot), 2197 nucleotides long. RefSeq names its product lactosylceramide 4-alpha-galactosyltransferase. Gene Ontology annotation, biological process: glycosphingolipid biosynthetic process. Lineage: Eukaryota; Metazoa; Arthropoda; Insecta; Diptera; Tephritidae. The coding region runs from base 132 to 1340 and encodes 402 amino acids. Gene Ontology annotation, molecular function: alpha-1,4-N-acetylgalactosaminyltransferase activity. The transcript has 2 exons. The record is from RefSeq and is a predicted model, not a curated record.